CUCUAUAUGCUGCCAGUGCGUGGCAGUCCAAAGUGGGCGGGGAUUUCAGCUCGGACCGGAAGAGAAGCGGCGACAACCCGAAACAGAGCUAACAGACGAUGGCUGCAAUCAGGAAGAAGCUGGUGAUAGUGGGAGACGGAGCGUGUGGGAAGACCUGCCUGCUGAUCGUCUUCAGUAAAGACCAGUUCCCAGAGGUCUAUGUGCCCACUGUGUUCGAGAACUAUGUGGCUGACAUCGAGGUCGACGGCAAACAGGUGGAGUUAGCGUUAUGGGACACAGCAGGACAGGAGGACUAUGACAGACUGAGACCUCUCUCCUACCCCGACACUGACGUUAUACUCAUGUGCUUCUCUGUAGACAGCCCAGAUAGUUUAGAGAACAUUCCAGAGAAGUGGACUCCAGAGGUGAAACACUUCUGUCCUAAUGUUCCCAUCAUCCUCGUGGGCAACAAGAAGGACCUGAGGAACGACGAACACACACGCAGGGAGCUGGCCAAGAUGAAACAGGAGCCAGUGAAGUCGGAGGAGGGCAGAGACAUGGCUAACCGGAUCGGUGCCUACGGCUGUCAGGAGUGCUCAGCUAAGACCAAGGACGGAGUCAGGGAGGUGUUUGAGAUGGCCACCAGGGCGGCGCUACAGGCCAAGAGACGUGGAAAGAAGAACGCCUGCAUGCUGUUGUAGGCCCCAGGGAGAUGUUGCCCCUGGAUACUGAUCUUGGACCAGUUUUACCCUCCCAAAAUAUAGUUGUAAUCAUUAAAGGGAUAUUGUCACAUUUUGGCAAUGACUGAAAGUCUGACAGGGUUCCCCAACCGGUGCCCCGAUUUUAUUUACCCACUCGCCCAAGUUUUCUGAGCAAAAAAUAAAUACAAGUUUACGUUAUUUUAUUGUUGGACAUAAAGACUGAAAAAACCCCUGCAAAUCAGUUCCAAGUGAUUUUGAUUUUGUAAAUCUGUACCAAAGUGUUCUCUCUCAUAAUAGAGAGAUAUAUGUGAUUGUAUACCAAAUCUAAGCCAGGUUUGAAAUGAUUGUUUUAGUCAGUGUAUAUAUAUUUGUUUGGGCUUCUUGCGGUCAAUUUGCAGUCUACAAAUGAUUUAUAAUUAUGUUCCUUACCAUUGGCUCAAGAAAAAAAUCUUUCUGUGGCUGAAUCUCUAGGUGAUGCUGGCGUUAGCGCCAUCAGCUAACUGAUACCAUAGACUUCCAGUCAUUACGCUAACACUAGUUUAUCAAAGGCUCACAAAACUUCAACUUCCUUUAAACUACACUCAGAGACACAUUUGUAUCCAUGAGUUUAUCUGACUCUGGGUCAGUAGUUAAAGGGCUUAAUUGCCAAAAUGGUGCACCAUCCCUUUUUUCAGGGGUAGGUUUAAAACUGGUCUCAGAUCUGUGCCUGUGGGUAACGCCCCUUUUGAGGGGUAGGCUUAAAAUUGGUCUCAGAUCUGUGCCUGUGGGUAACGUACCUUUUGAGGGGUAGGCUUAAAACUGGUCUCAGAUCUGUGCCUGUGGGUAACGUACCUUAUCGGCACCCUAUUCCCUAUAUGGUGUGCUAUAUAGGGUUCCAUUUGGGACUGGGGAGGUGAGGGGAUAGAAAAGGUUAAAUGCCCUCGAUCUGAAAAAAUUGCGUAGGUAUCAAAAAGGAAAUGAAAUCAAACUUUAUUCGUCAUAUCCACAGGAUACAGAAGCGAUUCUAUAUGGAACUACUGGGUGAAAGUAGGUCAUGUUCAUUAGUCACCGAACGGAACAAAACGGACUGAAACCGGGAGGGAUCUACCUGAACUUUUACAAUAAGAAACGCUUUUCUUUUAUUUUUUGUCAAUCUUCUACUGCAGUACAUUUUGUUACGGUGUUUAUUAAUGAAUACAACCCUGAUGGGCGAGGUGGAAAUGUGGCUAUGUUUUUACAUGUAUCCAAUCCUGUCGGAACUACACUAAUGCCUUAGGGUGAAGGAGCCAAGGGGGCUGGGAAAGAUACUGUGGACAGUGUUGUUUUGAUGAGGAGCUGUGCCAUGAGGCCUAGAGGAGGAAUUGAGAAAGUAACGUCGACUGUGGCUUCCUCUCCUGGUCAACCCAGCUGGCCUUAAUUUAAAGUUUCUCCUGUCCACUGCCUUUAUGUCACGAUAGACAGGAAGCUGUUAAUUUCACCUGUCCACUACCUUCAGGUAACUAUAGACAGGAAGCUGUUAGUUUCAUCUGUCCUCUGCCUUCAGGUAACUAUAGACAGGAAGCUGUUAGUUUCACCUGUCCACUACCUUCAGGUAACUAUAGACAGGAAGCUGUUAGUUUCACCUGUCCUCUGCCUUCAGGUAACGACAGGAAGCUGUUAAUUUCACCUGUCCACUACCUUCAGGUAACUAUAGACAGGAAGCUGUUAGUUUCACCUGUCCUCUGCCUUCAGGUAACGACAGGAAGCUGUUAAUUUUCACCUGUCCACUACCUUCAGGUAACUAUAGACAGGAAGCUGUUAAUUUCACCUGUCCUCUGCCUUCAGGUAACUAUAGACAGGAAGCUGUUAGUUUCACCUGUCCUCUGCCUUCAGGUAACUAUAGACAGGAAGCUGCUGUCCUGUCCACUGCCUUCAGGUUACUAUAUAGAGGAAGCUGCUGUCCUGUCCACUGCCUUCAAGUUACUAUAUAGAGGAAGCUGCUGUCCUGUCCACUACCUUCAUGUUACUAUAUAGAGGAAGCUGCUGUCCUGUCCACUGCCUUCAGGUUACUAUAUAGAGGAAGCUGCUGUCCUGUCCACUACCUUCAGGUUACUAUAUAGAGGAAGCUAAGAGAGAGACUCUUGUUUAACCCUUUAGUUGCGUCCCCUCAGCCCUACUUUAUUAAGAAUUAAAUGUUUAUGGGCUUCUUCUGGUCCAUGCUCUAACUCAGGCCCUACAGUCCGCAGGUGUGUGUGAGCUGUGUGUAAGACAGGUGUGUGUGAGCUGUGUGUGAGACAGGUGUGUGUGAGACGUGUGUGUGUUUCUCCUGGCAAGCCGAAGUUCAGUAUCCGAGUCUCCGCCCCUUUCGUCAGUGAUUGGUCAACAGUAGGGAUUCUCCAAUAAGUGUUUGUCAUUCAACGACAGACUAAUCAUUUUCAUUGAGAAAUAAGGCAACAAACAUCUUCGUUGGAUGUAAAACCGUUCGUCUAGCAUCUCCUUGACAAAAACGUACAUUUUGGGACAGAUUUCUUGAGUUAUCUUUAGAUUGUUUCUGAUUAUUUUGAGGAAGUGUAUAUUGGCUACGGCGUCUCAAGUUGGACAAACAGUACCAUCGCUACUUUUUUUCUUGUUUUUCAAGAGAAGGUCUUUUAAGGGAGCAUGAGAGUACCCUCGUUUGGGUCAGCCGAAUCCAAGCAUGCGGAAGGAGUAACACAGGUGUGUGUGUGUGUUGUGAGCGUGUAACACAGGUGUGUGUUGUGAGCGUGUAAGACAGGUGUUUGUUCGAGCUGUGUGUAAGACAGGUUUGUGUGUGUGCGCGCGUUUGUCUAUAUCCAGUUUCCAUGUGUCCAAUACAUGUAUUGUAAGACUGGUUGAGACUGGUUGAGACUGGUUGUUAUCGUCAGUAAUGUUGAGACUGGUUGUUAUCGUCAGUAAUGUUGAGACUGGUUGUUAUCGUCAGUAAUGUUGAGACUGGUUGAGACUGGUUGUUAUCGUCAGUAAUGUUGAGACUGGUUGAGACUGGUUGUUAUCGUCAGUACUGUUGAGACUGGUUGAGACUGGUUGUGUUGUCAGUACUAUAAGCAUGUUGGGACUGGUUGAGACUGGUAGGGACUGGUUGGGACUGGUAGGGACUGGUUGAGACUGGUAGGGACUGGUUGGGACUGGUUGAGACUGGUUGGGACUGGUUGGGACUGGUUGGGGAGAUAAUCACCUGCUUCCAACCAAAUGGAUUUGGAAUACUUUAGUCCAGGACAUUUUCUGACUUUGACGUGACUUUUGUUUUCUUGGUCCUGUGCAGUUGUUAAUCAAACUAAUAUACGUGUGAACGCACAGUUUUUUUUUUUCAAUGUCAACUUAUUUUUUUAGAAGAAAUUGUGAAUUAUUUUAUGUGUGCCAAUAUAUAAGAACGUAACUGUAGUUCUCGGAUCUCUGUGGUCAUUAGACCCAACAGCUGUUCAGAAUGAAACAAAGAUCUACAAACAAUUUUAUAUUUUAGCAUUUUAAUAUACGUAGAUGAAGAUUUCAUUUUCAUGUUUUAGUCUCUUUUUUUUUUUGUGUGUGGAGGGGGGGUGAUGAAGAGAGUGAGAUGAGGAGAGAGGACUUUUGAGAGAUUGAUACUUGAUCUACAGAGAUGACAGUAGAAGUAAUCAAUAGUCUACAGUGGGUUUAUUUAAAAGCGAUUUGAUAUUUAGAGAGAAUUUCCCCAGACACAGAUUAAUCCUAGUCCUGGACUAAACCGCUAUUUCAAUGGAGAUUUUCCAUUAAGCAGAUUUUUUUAGUACUAAACUAAGCCUAACUUUGAUCUGUGUCUGGGAAACCUGCCAUUUUAAAGUUGAUUUCCAUUUCCUAUUUACUCCGUUACUGUUAAUAUAUUAUGUUAUUAUUAUCCAUGUUCCCUAUAAACUGCGUGGGCGCACGGCUCCCCGGGACUUCAGCCCCGCGCAGAGAUGUACGAGAUUAAACGGUCUAGUUUUCCCUGUUAGUUAA
Messenger RNA from Oncorhynchus mykiss (rainbow trout), 4625 nucleotides. The record is from RefSeq and is a predicted model, not a curated record. NCBI's taxonomy places the organism in Eukaryota, Metazoa, Chordata, Actinopteri, Salmoniformes, Salmonidae.